AUGUUUGACCCUCUGCAUGAAACCAAUAGCAUCUUCAAAAUGGAGGUUGCUGACUCCCCACUCCAAAAAGAAAAGGAACCAGCACAGACUCUCUCACUUCAGUUUGGAGAUAUUAGUUUUCAGAGGGAAGCUGUGAAAGGGGCUCCUUUGGCAAAUAGUCCUAAGCCAAUAGAAGCAGACCUCAUGGGAGCAGUAUUUCUCGAAAAAGAAGCCGUAACUGCUCUAUGUGGGAUUAGAGUCAUUUGGGUUGCACCAGCCAUGAGAAAGAAACGCAUAGCCAGCCAACUGUUGGAUGCUGCAAGGAUAAGUUUCUGCAAGGGUUUUGCACUGAAGACAUCUCAGCUGGCAUUCUCUGAUCCAACCUCUUCUGGAAAGGCAUUGGCAUCAAGAUACUGUGGCACGGCUGCCUUUUUAGCCUACAAAACUUUUAUUUGA
Messenger RNA from Ilex paraguariensis (yerba mate), 435 nucleotides. NCBI's taxonomy places the organism in Eukaryota, Viridiplantae, Streptophyta, Magnoliopsida, Aquifoliales, Aquifoliaceae. The record is from the annotation of a GenBank genome assembly.